Messenger RNA from Meloidogyne enterolobii, 687 nucleotides. The record is from the annotation of a GenBank genome assembly. Lineage: Eukaryota; Metazoa; Nematoda; Chromadorea; Rhabditida; Meloidogynidae.
AUGGUCAGAAAGCGAAAAAAUUUAAAAUUGUCUAAGGACAGAUUUCAAACUAAUUUUAAGGAUAAAUUUAAAAAAUGUUUAAAAUUUGUUAAAGCUUUAACCUUAUCCUUAUUUUUUGCUUUAAAGUUUGUUUGCUCCAAAUCGGAUAACAGCAAUAUAUUCUGUGGACAAUUAUUUUCGUUGGAAUCUUCACUUCCAUUACACACUACCGCCCAUGACGAAAAGAGGGCCUCGUAUGCAGAAUCCAUCAAAAAACGACUUUCAAUUCCCUCCCUAAAAAGCGCUUCUCCUUUUCACUUGGCCAAACGUUUUUCUAUACAGCAAAUGAGAAGGGAUUCGAUAAAUCCUCCAAAUGGGCAUUCCCCGCCGAACGGCCAAUGUGCUGCUGGGCAGAUCAAGGAAGAAUAUGAUGAGGAUAAUAUUGAAGAAACACAACAACAACAGCCAGCAUUACCCCCAUAUUAUAGAAGAUCCUCUAUUGGACAGAAUAUUGUUGGUGGAAAUUACCCAUCUCCACUUAGCCAUCUGGAACGUUUGAGUGAAGAAAGGGAAGAUUCUAGUUCACAGCCAAGUACUCCAGCAACAAUAGGCGCUAUAAGUCGAAAAUCUACACGUAUAGAAAUGUGUCUUGGUAAAGGAGAACUUGUAAGAAGUAUUUUGUUUAGCGGACAUGAAACUUUGUUGUGA